This is a messenger RNA of Apus apus (common swift), 1606 nucleotides long. RefSeq names its product Fas ligand (gene FASLG). Gene Ontology annotation, cellular component: membrane. Gene Ontology annotation, biological process: positive regulation of canonical NF-kappaB signal transduction; extrinsic apoptotic signaling pathway via death domain receptors; apoptotic process. The transcript has 5 exons. Gene Ontology annotation, molecular function: tumor necrosis factor receptor binding. Lineage: Eukaryota; Metazoa; Chordata; Aves; Apodiformes; Apodidae. The coding region runs from base 722 to 1408 and encodes 228 amino acids. The record is from RefSeq and is a predicted model, not a curated record.
UGGUGCUUUGUUUGAAAGGUUAGGAAGCACAGCUCUGUAAAACUGCUUGAAAAAUUUCUAGCAUGUACUGGUUCAUAUCUUGAUUGGAGGGGAUCCCCAGAAGAAGCAGUAGGUUUCUGUGAGAACGACUGCAUGAAAUUACAUCUUGGUACUUAGAGCCAAGGUGUGUGAAGGAUAUAAAAGACCAUUAAAAGAAAAUGUUAGUCAUAAUUUCAAACCAGAGUUUUCAGCUUGAUGUUUGCCCCUUACUGGUCCUUUCCUGCUAGCUUCUAGCAAGCGUAGUGGUGCUGUGUGCAGCCAAGUGCCAAGUUCACCAGCUGUCCAGCAUCUACUUCUUUUGUCAAAUGACACAACCCAGCACUGAUUUCUUGCUUGAGUGUCUCAAGACUCUCUGCUUCAUGAUAGCACUAUGAUUUAAAAAGCAAUUGAAUAUAGGGUUUGUUGGGAGGCAGGAGGCGGGGGCUGGAGUGUUUUUUGGAGGGGUGUGUUUUUUGUGUGAAGCUUUUUAUUGACUGGCUUUCCUUUUGAUAUAUUGCUUGUAGGAAGUGUGCUUUUCUUUACUGUCCUGGCAGUCACCAAGCUGUUCUCGUCAGUAAGAGUCAGCUGAAGCUGGACAUGACUGAAUUUUUAGAACAGCCCAUCUUCACUACCUGUCUAUAAACCAAAAGCUGGCAGAACUAGAAUACAUUGAUCAGUGUAGAAUGAGGACAAAUGAGUCGUAAUGCAAUCUGCAGCCCCCAUCGCUCCUUUCCCACCACCAGUACCUGACCGGAGCAGGAAGCCAAGGAACAAGAGAGACAGGAGGAGUGUUGGCUUCCUGGUGUUCUUCUUGCUGAUCCUGGUGGCCCUCACUGGAGUGGGGCUGAGCAUGUUCCAGAUUUUCCACCUGGAGAAGGAACUGGCUGAACUCAGAGAGUCUGCCAGCACUGAGCACAUUCCUCCAGCUUUGGAGAAACUCACAGGGCAGAAGGAGCAGUCAAUGAAAAAGGAAGAGAAAGCAGCACAUUUAACAGGGAACCCAGCCCAGCAGGACCUCCCUUUGGAGUGGGAACCUAUCUCUGGCCAUGCCUUCACCAGUGGCAUUCAGUACCGUGAUCGGGGCCUUGUCAUCAAUGAGACUGGCCUGUACUUUGUGUACUCCAACGUGCUCUUCCGGAGCAGCACCUGCAGCAGCCAGAUGUUGACCCACAUGGUCUACAAGAAAAAUCCAGCCUUGCCAAGCAGCUACGUGCUGAUGGAGGACAAAAUCAUCAACUACUGCACAGAUCAGAAAAAGUGGGCCCGGAAAAGCUACCUAGGGGCUUUAUUUAAGCUCAGGAGGAUGGACAGUUUGUAUGUCAAUGUCUCCAAAAUUGCUCUGGUUAAUUUUGAGGAAUCAAAGACAUUCUUUGGCUUAUUUAAGCUUUAAAUAUGGCUGGCAGCUCACUACACACACACUGGGACAUGCAAGGGGUGAGUGCUGCCUGAGCAGCAGUGACCAAGCCAGGGUCUUGCACCAGGAAGCCCAGCAAGAAACCAUGCUUUGGUGUUCACUGUGAGAGCGUGUGAGCAACCAGUAAAAGCUUGAGAAGCAGACCUCUGGGAAGCACUGGGGCUGUACUGCAUC